AUGAGUACAUUCCAUUCCUUCCCGCAACUUCCUCUAGAGUUACGAGAGCAAAUCUGGAAGGACACCGUUGAACCGCGCACCGUCGACGUGCGGCGCACUCGAGAGUACAACCAGCUAGUCUCGUCCACCCCCAUACCAGCCAUACUACAGUCCUGCCGAGAAGCGCGAAACCUUGGAUUGUACGAACGAGUCUACUUCGAGGUUGCUGCAGUAAAGAAAUUUAAAAACGAUCACGCGCCCGAGAUGCUGAUCAAGGAAUUCUUUAUGCCAGAUGAGGAGCAGGGAGAAAAGGAGCCUGAGAAGGUAGGCUGCCCCAAGACGGAGCAGCGCUACGUCUGGUUGGAUUUCGACAUCGAUAUGCUGGAUAUUGGGGCUUCUCAUUUCUCCAAGUACAGAGCCAUCGCACCAGCAAUCAAGCGCCUCAAGUUUGAGCGGGAGAACGGGUGCGAAUACUUCUACCAUACAGAAUCACGGCGACUCAAGGAGUUUAUCAAUGUGGAAGAGAUUCACAUUGUCUGUGCAGAUGGGUUUUGGAUGUGGUCUGGGGCUAUUGAAGAUCAUGGCUGGUCCUGCGCUGAAGAAAAACUUGUGUUUAUUGACGCGUUUGAUGGUCGAGUUGCGCGUGGCAAGGAAUUCGAAAUUGUGUGUAGACAGAUGCUGAAGGACAUGCGGCUGGAGGCUACUGGCGAGGCAUUUUCUACCGACGACGAGGAGACUUGA
This is a messenger RNA of Alternaria viburni, 720 nucleotides long. RefSeq lists its product as uncharacterized. The coding region runs from base 1 to 720 and encodes 239 amino acids. The record is from RefSeq and is a predicted model, not a curated record. Lineage: Eukaryota; Fungi; Ascomycota; Dothideomycetes; Pleosporales; Pleosporaceae. The transcript has a single exon.